This is a messenger RNA of Bubalus bubalis (water buffalo), 2188 nucleotides long. It is a transcript of the gene PAQR6, whose product is annotated as progestin and adipoQ receptor family member 6. Lineage: Eukaryota; Metazoa; Chordata; Mammalia; Artiodactyla; Bovidae. Bases 285 to 1481 code for a protein of 398 amino acids. The transcript has 7 exons. Gene Ontology annotation, molecular function: signaling receptor activity. Gene Ontology annotation, cellular component: membrane. The record is from RefSeq and is a predicted model, not a curated record.
ACCAGGCACUAAGGCAGCAAAGCACAGUGAGAAGUGAUUUGGAAAAUCCAAAGUUGGGGUUGGAAUUCCUCUGCCCAGCCUAUGGCAGAGUCCCCCAUCCUCAGCUGCUGGGAGAGCCUUGAACCCUGGAGCCGUGGGGCAGCCUGGGCUGAGGGGUCCCUCCAUACCACCCUGGCUGCCUCCUGGAUAGGGCCUGGGCCUCUUCCGGCCAGUCUGCUCUCAGUGGGGUGGGGUCAAGCUGGAGGGGCUGGCUGUGUGCUCGAGGCCGAGUGAGCUGCCUGCUAAUGGGGCUGGGCCACCCUGCGCUGCUCCCUGAAGGCUGGACAAGGCUAGGAUUGUUUCCCUGCUCCCUUUGUCUCCCACACCCCGCCCAGGCCUGGCCCGCCUGCCUGCCGCUCCUCUCCCUCCCUUUGGCCCAGCUGGCAAGAGCCAGGGAUCCGCCCGUGGAGCCCAGGGCCUGCCGACCCUCUGGCUUAGGAGCGCCCGUCAAGCUCUGGGUGUUCUGGGAAGAUGGUAUCAUGUCUGGCUACCGCCGCCCCACCAGCUCGGCCUUGGACUGUGUCCUCAGCUCUUUCCAGAUGACCAACGAGACCGUCAACAUCUGGACUCACUUCCUGCCCACCUGGUACUUCCUGUGGCGCCUCCUGGCGCUGGCGGGAGGCCUGGGUUUCCGGUCGGAGCCCUACCACUGGCCGCUGCUCAUCUUCCUGCUGCCCGCCUGCCUCUACCCGUUUGCAUCGUGCUGCGCGCACACCUUCAGCUCCAUGUCGCCCCGCGUGCGUCACAUCUGCUACUUCCUGGACUACGGUGCGCUCAGCCUCUACAGCCUGGGCUGCGCCUUCCCCUAUGCCGCCUACUCCAUGCCGGCCUCCUGGCUGCACAGCCGCCUGCACCAGCUCUUCGUGCCCGCCGCCGCACUCAAUUCUUUCCUGUGCACCGGCCUCUCCUGCUACUCCCGGUUCCCAGAGCUAGAAAGCCCUGGGCUCAGUAAGAUCCUCCGCUCAGCCGCCUUCGUCUAUCCCUUUCUGUUCGACAACCUCCCGCUUUUCUAUCGGCUGGGACUGUGCUGGGGCAGGGGCCGCAGCUGUGGGCAGGAGGCGCUGAGCACCAGCCACGGCUACCACCUCUUCUGUGCGCUGCUCACUGGCUUCCUCUUUGCCUCUCAUCUGCCUGAGCGGCUGGCACCAGGACGCUUUGACUACAUCGGCCACAGCCACCAGCUAUUCCACAUCUGUGCAGUGCUGGGCACACACUUCCAGCUGGAGGCGGUGCUGACUGAUAUGGGAUCUCGCCGAGCCUGGCUGGCCACGCAGGAACCGCCCCUAGGCCUGGCAGGCAUGGUGGCCACUCUGGGCUUGGCAGUGGCCGGGAACUUGCUCAUCAUUGCCGCUUUCACAGCUUCCCUAUUUCGGGCCCCCAGUACAUGCCCCCUGCUGCAAGGCGGCUCACUGGAGCGGGGUACAAAGGCCAAACUGCAGUGAGGUCCCAGCUCUGGAAAGGGUCUGCCCUGGAAAGAGGCAGAGGCCAGGCAGGCCCUCAUGUAGGGGAGGAGCCCAGACCCAGGCCUGAUAAGAUGGGGGCACAUCUGAGCCUGGAAGCAAGGGUGGCUGAGGACAGAGCGUGGAGGUGAGAAGGGAACUGGGAAGACAGAGGUGAGGAGAGGGCCUGGGAGGCUGGGAAAGAGCAGGAGGCUCAAGGAGGGGGCUCUUGAUGGGCUUGGGAGGUGCUGAGGGUCUGAGAGGGGAGGUGCGUGUGUCCAGGCUGGAGCUGCCCCACCUGCCAUGGAAGGCUGGGGUGGGAGGCGCUGGGUCCUUUUAUCUGGUCCCAUUUCUGGUGCUCCUGGAAUUUCUGCACAGCCCAGGGAAGAACUAACAUGGCUAACCCAGGCCCCCCCCCGAAUGCUUGUUAACCCAGCUGGGAGGCCCGCUUGUGCCCUACCCCCAGACCAGGCAGCGCUGGCCGCUGGCAGUUCUUGGCCUGUGGCCGUGAGGGCAUCUGUCCUGGUCCCAACCGUGGACUCCGCAUCCAGGCCUCUGGGAUCUGGUCUAUUUGGGUGUGUCAUGGAUGGGGCAGUGGGUUGAGGUGGGGGGAGGGUGCUGGGCUAGAGAGGAGAACCCUAGCUAGACUUUAGGGAGCUACCGUCAAUGCUUCUGGAAUCAGGCAGGGAUAAAUAAAUAAAUCAACAACA